GAGGAAGAUUGUUUUUAUACGAAAUGCAUUGAAAUUGGAGUUUGAUUAGAUGAUUUUAAGAUUUUCUAAAUGCUGUUGGGGUUAGUACAGCCAGACUGCAUUGCCCUCCGUGAAGCUCAUCGACUCCAACUUUUUGUUAGAUCUUAUCUUCAUCCUGUUACUAGAAAGCUGUAAUUUGGAUCUGGCAAAUUUUUGGACAAUUUCCAGUCUCUUCGUCAGGUCAUUCAUUGGAUAGACUACAACACAUUACGUUUAUCGGAAUUUCAGUUCUUAAGAGGAAUCCAUACCCACUUUGAAAUGAUGUUACUUAUAAUUUCACGAAAAGUUGUUUGAUUUUCAUGCAGCUUACACCGAUCGCUUCGAAAAAAUAUUCUUGAGAUGGGUAACUAUUGUUUCUCGAUUUUUCUUCAAUAAAAAAAAAUCUAUACUUGAUUGUUUAUAAAUAAUGGAAAAUGGGGGUUUCCCUCCAGUGAAUAUAUGUUUUAAAAAUUCGGUACAUUUCCAAAUCAUUACAUUUUCAAAUUAAACCAUUGAGAAGUAAAAUAGAAAAUGCAUUUUCGGCAUCCAGUUCAUGGCGUCCUCUAAUCAUUCGAGAAUUCGUUUUCCGAGAUUGCAAUUGCAAACCACCCCGAACCCACAGGCGUACGGAAUCUUACGCAGACAUAUUACGUUCACUGUAUCAGUGUGAGUUUGUAUUUAUAUGAAUUAUGUUAUUACGUUUCGGUAAAUAUAUACUUUUUGGUUCUUUUGUGAUCAUGGGAAAGAUAAAAGGCAGGCUAGGCGUUGCGGAGGGAAAACGAUUGUUCGCAAGUGAGAAAAGACGUAGUCGUAGAAAUGUCGGAAAGAAAUCAUUGAUGACAAGGACAAAGUCAACUACUGACAAUUCUAAAAAGAGUGAAGAGUUCAUUUCCACCUUUCCAACAUCUGUUCAAGUUUCGGAAAGGUAAUCCAUUAUUCCCAUGAAACAUAGUACUUCCUUGUGGAUACAUCAGCAGAUCAAUCAAACAUUUAUUUUUCAGUGAUAAUAUCAGUGAUGAUGUUUAGUCAAUGUGUAGCAAAUAUCUCUCUGCCGUAGCCUCACCCGUUCAAAAUGUGGAAACGACUGAUAAGAUUACCCAAAGGUCUUGUAUAGGCAUAUCUCUGCAGGGGCGACGUUUGACAGAUAUCGGAUAUUUAUUUAUUUCUGCAAUUAGCAGAAAUAUCUAAGCACCCACCAUUCGAUUGUACAUUGAGUGAUAUGUAUCCAACUCAUGAAUAUAAAAUGGGUUUGAAAACCAAAGUUAGUAUGCAAAAUGUGCAAUAUCAAAAAAACAUUCAUCUUAUAGAAGAAACCGACGGAGGAAUGGACAUAAAUAGCGUUUUAACGUUGGCCACAGUUUCAACCGGAAAUGGCUACUCUACAGUAAAUGAGAUGCUCUCUGUUUUAAAUGUACCGUUCAUGAGUAACUCUACUUAUCAGCAACACCACGAAAAUGUAGCUGAUAUCAUUGAAGAGACUGCUUGGAAGGUCAUGGAGGAAGCAGGUCAAGAAGAGGCUCGAAUAGCUCAGGAUUUAGGAGAGAUUGUUAAGGACGAUUUAUUUUGGACGAAUGAUAUGAAACCAAAAUUAGAGAUUUCUUACAUGGCUUGCCUCUUGCCAGAACUGAUAGAUCCUAGAUACCUGAGGAAAUUGGAAAUUAGCAAUCCACCACGACAGUAAACAUACAGAAAUGAAUUUCGUUCAAUAAAACAUACUAAUGAAAAAACGUUAGCUGCGUAUUAAUCCUCACAAAAUACAUUCGACAUCAUAUUUUUGAUACCUAAAUAAAUACAUUUCAAAUUG
This is a messenger RNA of Leptinotarsa decemlineata (Colorado potato beetle), 1822 nucleotides long. RefSeq lists its product as uncharacterized. Lineage: Eukaryota; Metazoa; Arthropoda; Insecta; Coleoptera; Chrysomelidae. The record is from RefSeq and is a predicted model, not a curated record.